AUGUGCAAAACGAUCAACAAAAAGUACAAUCUACACAAAUGUGUCCGAAUUAUUUGGCAACGGAACCUCAAUUGUUUGCCUCCAAAGCGAAAAUUUACUGAAACUUCUAUGAAUAACUACGUGUGCUGUUCAAGAAACUCAAGUGCGGUUCAAAGUACUGACACAUCAGGAAAUCAAGAGAAAGCAACAGCCUCAAACAAAGAGGAUUUGGCUCUUGCUGAACAAGAAGCUUCUCCAUCGAAUGACAGCCCACGAAUGAUGACUAGAUAUAGGAAGCGACUAUCGGAUACCGCCACUCUAGCUAUUGAUAUCAAACAUAACCGUCGAAGCAUGUCUAGCAACAGCCAACCUGAAGCCGUCUCCCGACAGCAGUUAGUUACCUCGCUCGGAACUCCGGAUUUUUUCACGAAUGAAACUACACUUCUUUUUCUGAAUGCUCCAGAACAUAAUGCGUCCGUUUAUGAUUGGGUAGAAGAAAACAAAGAAUUCAUCGAGGAGAGAGCCAAGAAACUCAAAGAAUCUGGACUCUAUCCACUGAUGAACAAGGAGAGCUCAUUAUAG
Messenger RNA from Caenorhabditis briggsae, 561 nucleotides. Lineage: Eukaryota; Metazoa; Nematoda; Chromadorea; Rhabditida; Rhabditidae. Bases 1 to 561 code for a protein of 186 amino acids. The transcript has 5 exons. The record is from RefSeq and is a predicted model, not a curated record.